UUUUUUCAUAUGAGAAUAGGGUUCAAUUUUCAUCUGUAUUAACUUAGCAAUCAUGGAGGUGAAGGGUUUGAACGAUGUAAUUCCUCUCCAUUUUUCCAUUCCGAUUGUAAGUGUUAUGCUAAUUUUGGGUCUUGUGUUUGCAUUCGGUUUCAAGUCUUCUAGCCAGCCGCCUAGCUUUGAUUUUGAUGACGAGAAGAAAGGUGAUCAGCAGGGUAGCGGAAAGAAGAAGAAACGGAAGAAGAAACCUGAGCAAAAUAAUAAACAGACUGUGAGUGAAAUUCCUGUUAAGGAAGCUGUUGUAACUGAAGUGAAGGAAACUAAACCAAAAAAGUCUAACAAGUCUAAGAAGCAGGCUUCUACAAAACCUGCACCAGGAUUGCUCAAGAAAGAUGUUAGGAACUUGAAAGACUACUUGGAGUCAGAAAAUGGUGAGAAUGAGUGGAGCACCGUAUCAUCACGGAAGGACAAGAAAAACAAACAAGCAUCACAGGGCAAUGCACUGCAAGAGACCAAUAAUCAAGAGGCUACUGAGCCAGUUUUGGUCACAAAAGCAGUUGAAUCAACAGAAGCUGCAGUACCUGAAGUAAAGAAACCUGCCGUUACUUCUGAAAAGACAUCAAAGAAAAAGAAAGGGAAGAAGAAACCAGUUGAGGAUGAUCACUUGGGAGAAAAGCACGAACCUAAGCAGCCGGAAAGCCCAAGAGAUGAGGUUGAUAAGAUUCCUCCUAAGCCAGAAGAGGAGAAAGUACUGGUGACUUCCCAGAGUCCUAAGGAUGCUGAGAAGAAUGCCGAUGAUGGCAAGCAAGGAGAGGAAGCACCAGUAGCAGAUAAGAAGAAGGAAAGCCCAAAGAAAGGUAAAACGAAGAAUGCAAGUGAGAGCCAAGUUGAUGCAUCACCAGCUCCAGAAGAGAAGUUCCCAGAGAAGGAGAUUGGGAGUGAAGAUGUUGAACCUCCACCACAGACCAUCACAGAUAAUCAAGCUGCAGUUGACUCUGUAGAAUUGAAAUCUCAGCCUGUAGCAGAGAGAGUAGAAGCAAUUGAACAGUCUGCAGAUGAUGCUUCUAAAAAGAGUAAAAAGAAGUCUAAGAAAAAGAAGAAGGUGCUUAAUAGUGAAGAUCCUGCUGAAAAGGAACAAGUAUUAGAUGAAGUUGCUGUAAACAACAAACCAUCAAAUUCAGAACAGAGUUUUGAGGCUAAACAACCAGUAACUGAUGCCAUAGAAGCUAUUCAAAACUCACCCAGUCAAUCAAAGAAGAAAACGAAAAAAUCAAAGAAUAAAUCAAAAUCAAAUGAAGGAACUUCACAAGAAGCUCCAAUAGAAGUCACACCUGAGCCACCUGCAAUUGAGACUAGCAAUUCAAGUGAGGCAAUUUCAGUCGACCCAAAACCAGAGCCAACUGAGGCAGUUGUACCACCACCUGAGUCACAGGCUCAUGAAACUAAUACAGAAGAGAAAAAAGGUGCUUGGAAAGAUGCUACAAAGCCAAAGAAAAAGAAAGUAAGAAGAGAUUUAUAGCAUACUUCCUGAAAAAGGAGGGGAUAACCCAAUACGAUGGUUUUCAUUAUUUGACUGAAGAGGAAGUGCUUUCAAGUAUCUGUUUGUGUUUAACUUUAGGUAGUAUUUUAAUUAUUCAAAGAUGAAUGAAUUGAGUUGAUUUUUAAAAUGAAUUAAUUUGAAAGUGAAUGUAUUAUUUAUCUUGCCUUUUAUAGUGAGAUUAGUCAUAUAUUUAGUUUGAU
Messenger RNA from Anneissia japonica, 1737 nucleotides. RefSeq lists its product as uncharacterized. The transcript has 8 exons. Lineage: Eukaryota; Metazoa; Echinodermata; Crinoidea; Comatulida; Comatulidae. The record is from RefSeq and is a predicted model, not a curated record. Bases 53 to 1516 code for a protein of 487 amino acids.